AUGUCAUCGGCACCAUUAUUACAGAAGACGCCUGGGAAGAAGAUAGCGUUGCCCACCAGGGUUGAGCCCAAGGUGUUCUUUGCCAAUGAGCGUACGUUUCUGUCGUGGUUGAAUUUCACUGUGAUGCUUGGUGGUCUUGGUGUUGGGUUGUUGAAUUUCGGUGAUAAAGUGGGUAAGAUCAGUGCUGCGUUGUUCACUCUGAUUGCGAUGGGGAGUAUGAUAUAUGCAUUGGUGACAUACCAUUGGAGAGCCGCUGCGAUAAGGCGCAGAGGGUCGGGACCAUACGACGACAGAUUGGGACCCACAUUGCUGUGUUUCUUCCUGCUGUUUGCAGUGGUGACUAACUUCAUACUAAGAACCAAGUAUGAAAACACAGCUCUGUAA
Nakaseomyces glabratus is the source of this 384-nucleotide messenger RNA. It is a transcript of the gene VTC1, whose product is annotated as Vtc1p. NCBI's taxonomy places the organism in Eukaryota, Fungi, Ascomycota, Saccharomycetes, Saccharomycetales, Saccharomycetaceae. The record is from RefSeq and is a predicted model, not a curated record. Gene Ontology annotation, cellular component: fungal-type vacuole membrane; vacuolar transporter chaperone complex.